GCGCGUAUCAACGCAAUAAGUUUCCGAAGAAAAGCCGAUGUAAACGGGGAGAUCUACCUUCAUAGAUACAUCUGAUCAUUACCGCCUUCCAAGAAAGUCUUCUUAUUUUCUCCGUUCGGAUCUAGUACAAAUCAAAGCAUGGCGGACAGUGACGAAAUUACUGAUUUGGUGCAAGAGUUCAUGGCUGUAACUGGAGCUGAAGAUAUUACGGCAAUGCGCUAUCUACAACAGUCAAAUUGGGAUGUAGAGUCUGCGGUAAAUACUUUUUUGGACUCUAAUCUCACCAGUGGAAGACAUGGUGACAGGGGAAACCCAAUUAUGGUUUCUAAUGAUGGUGAUGAUGUUUCUCCUUCUGAAGAUGGGUCGUUAAAUAGUGCAGCUACUGCAGAAGAAACUAACCAAAACUUAACUGUUUUGUCAUGGAAUGUCGAUGGCUUGGAUGAGAGAAACAUUUUGGAAAGAACACGGAAGGUGUGCAGUGUCAUUAACUGCAGAAAACCAGAUGUGGUAUUCCUGCAAGAGGUUGUUCCACAAACUCUGCCCAUAUUUCAGUCCAAGUGCCCAGGGUAUUUCUGCAAAUAUGGACCCACACAUGCAUACUUCAACAUAAUGCUUCUUAAGAUGUCAUCAAUCAAAACCACAAGUGACCUUCAAUGUACGCAUUUCCAGUCGAGUAAAAUGGGACGCCACUUACUCUGUCAGCCAGUCUUGUUCAAAAACAAGAUUGUGCUGACUCUAAUGACUUCACACCUUGAGAGCACAGCUCAGUGCAAAGCUGAACGAAUGAGACAACUUGGGCAAGUUUUGACGUGCAUGGCGGAGCAGGCUGCAAAUGCUACUGUCAUAUUUGGAGGUGACACAAAUCUGCGGGACAAAGAGGUGUCAGCCUUUGGAGGAUUGCCAGGCGGCGUAGUCGAUGCAUGGGAGGAAAGUGGGAGACCUGGAGAUGCGCAGUACUCUUGGGAUGUUAGAUUAAAUGACAAUUUGAACUGGCCUUACCCCAACAAACCAAGAAUAAGAUUUGACAGGUUUUUCGUCAGGUCUGCCCAAGGCCAAAAUGCACUGAAAGCAAAUCAGUUUGAGUUAGUGGGAAUGGAGAGGCUUUCUGGAUGUCGUCGAUUUCCCAGUGAUCACUGGGGCAUUUUGUGAGAGUUCUUACCUCACAUAGAUCAGAAGUAGUUUCUGUAAAAACUCUGAAAGCCACUUUCUUGCCGUUUUAGUCAAAAUUCCCCCAGUGAAAUCUGAAAUUAGGAAGU
Stylophora pistillata is the source of this 1256-nucleotide messenger RNA. Its product is annotated as tyrosyl-DNA phosphodiesterase 2. The record is from RefSeq and is a predicted model, not a curated record. Gene Ontology annotation, cellular component: cytoplasm; PML body. Gene Ontology annotation, molecular function: single-stranded DNA binding; 5'-tyrosyl-DNA phosphodiesterase activity; protein binding. Gene Ontology annotation, biological process: double-strand break repair. NCBI's taxonomy places the organism in Eukaryota, Metazoa, Cnidaria, Anthozoa, Scleractinia, Pocilloporidae.